This is a messenger RNA of Ilex paraguariensis (yerba mate), 765 nucleotides long. The record is from the annotation of a GenBank genome assembly. Lineage: Eukaryota; Viridiplantae; Streptophyta; Magnoliopsida; Aquifoliales; Aquifoliaceae.
AUUUGAAACACCCCCUCGUUCCCAAUGUGUCUGUAAUGAGCAGCUGCUUAUCCUCUCUCGCCAUAGCCUAACUUCAAGAGUAAAGCAGAACAAAGAGUGAAUAAAACCCCACCUUGAAACCCAAAACUCCAGCAAUAGAUAUGGCCUUUUCCAUCUCCACACAAACACCCACUUCUUCAAAUCUUUCGAUUACAAUUCGUCCAAUGUUGAACCCUCACUUCAAACACUCAUUCUUCCCUUCACUCUCCAACUCAAACCCCAACAGAACCCUUCAAUUCUGCUGCUAUGCUGCAAAGCAACAGAGUGGGCCGGUUAAAAAGCGCCCACCUCCAAGUAAAACGAAGAAAAAGAAGGGAAGUAAUGAUGAUUUGAAGGGCUUUAGUUUAGAUGAUGUUGAAAUUCAAGAAGAUAUGGACCAGUCGUCAAAGUCGAUUUCCAGGGCGUCUCAGUCAUAUCAGCCUCUGCCGUUGCCGAAACCACCAGCUGGGUUUGUGGUGGAUGAGCAAGGGAGGGUGCUCAUGGCUUCCCACAAACGAAUCGUCACAAUUGUUGAUUCUACCAACAAUUUCCCACUAGAGUGCAUUAUCAGGAGAGUUUUUAGAACUGCACGAGGAGAUGAGUGUAUGUUGCUCUGCCCAGUUGAUACGCCUGUCCAGAUUUUGAAGAGCACAAAUAUUGAAGGAUGGUCUGCUGUGUUCUGACCUCCUUUGAUGUUCAAUAAGAAUAAUAUUGUUCCAGUGUCUCUAUUCUUGGGAGUAUUAAAGU